This is a messenger RNA of Theobroma cacao (cacao), 798 nucleotides long. It is a transcript of the gene MBF1A, whose product is annotated as multiprotein bridging factor 1A. The record is from RefSeq and is a predicted model, not a curated record. NCBI's taxonomy places the organism in Eukaryota, Viridiplantae, Streptophyta, Magnoliopsida, Malvales, Malvaceae. Gene Ontology annotation, molecular function: DNA binding. Gene Ontology annotation, cellular component: nucleus.
GACCCGAUAAGUUCGACAAACAAAAUCAGGAAGGGCUGCUCCUCUAUCUUGAUUGAUUGAUAAACAUAAACAUAAACCGCAGUGUGUUGCCACACUGGUCGAUACAGCGUGAACCCCAAGCUAAUAUCAAAUUUUCCAUAAACCCUAAUAGGCUAAUUCCAAAGAAAGAAGCAAAUCACAAAUGUCAGGAGUCGGACCAAUCUCGCAGGACUGGGAACCCGUGGUGAUCCGCAAGAAGGCUCCCAACGCCGCUGCCAAGCGUGACGAGAAAGCCGUCAACGCCGCUCGACGAGCCGGUGCUGAGGUCGAAACCGUUAAAAAAGCUACUGCUGGGACAAAUAAAGCUGCCUCUAGCAGCACCACUUUAAACACAAGGAAGUUGGAUGAUGAGACAGAGAACCUUGCUCAUGACCGAGUCUCCUCCGAUCUGAAGAAAAAUAUAAUGCAAGCUCGGAUGGAUAAGAAGAUGACCCAGGCUCAACUUGCUCAAAUGAUCAAUGAAAAGCCACAAGUUAUUCAGGAAUAUGAAUCUGGGAAAGCUAUUCCAAAUCAACAGAUAAUUUCCAAGCUGGAGAGGGCUCUCGGGACCAAACUUCGUGGGAAGAAAUGAACUUAGCCUUGGUAAUAAAAAGUAAAUGUGUUGUGUGUGAUGUUGCACCCUACUUUAUAAACUUAUGAGGUGGUUUAGUAAUUUUGUGUAGGAACCACUUGAUGUCCAUGUAAGUCCAUUGCCGGAGUGGUAUAACGACCUGCGGAACUAAUAAUGAUAUUUGCAUAAUUUGCAAUUGUUGCGUUACA